Messenger RNA from Magallana angulata, 3428 nucleotides. RefSeq names its product meckelin-like. Gene Ontology annotation, biological process: cilium assembly. Lineage: Eukaryota; Metazoa; Mollusca; Bivalvia; Ostreida; Ostreidae. The coding region runs from base 33 to 2981 and encodes 982 amino acids. Gene Ontology annotation, cellular component: MKS complex; ciliary transition zone. The transcript has 21 exons. The record is from RefSeq and is a predicted model, not a curated record.
CUCGUUACCCUUGAAAACGACCAUAAACAAUAAUGGCGGUGAACAUGAUUUGGUGCAUAUUUUUCUGUUUGCCAUUCGUUUUUGGUCUGGAAGAAAAUGAAUAUUUUCAGUUAGUAACUAAAGAUGACUGUACCACAGAAACACAACCAGGAGGACAACAAUUUAAACAAUACUUUAACACAGAGAAGAUGAAAUGCGAGACCUGUUCGCAAAACACAUCAUUCCAAGACGUUAGCUCUGACGGUUAUUCUUGUGUAUGCAGACCAGGCUAUCGAUAUUCAAAGGAUUUUGGAGGGUCUAACAUUGAGUGUGUUGUGUGUGAAUCACAAAAGGCCAGAUCAGCUGAUGGCUGGAGGUGUGUUACCUGUAAUUCUGGAACAACAUUUAAUAAUCAGACAAAGACGUGCGUGCCCUGCGCAGCCAAUAAUGUUCCAGUGGAGAGGACAGUUAAUGGAGCAUUGGUCACCUCUGGGGGCAGUGAAGCCAGGACCUGCCAGAGAUGUAGUGCCAACACCAGUCUUAAUGUGGAGGGCAACAGAUGUGAAAGAUGCACAAUGCUACUGAAACUGAACCCAAGUGUGAGCAGUUGUAGUUGUGACCCAAAUAAUCUGGCGGGUGGAGUUUGUUUUCCUACAAUCAUUGUCCCCCUCACGAUCAGCACCUUACCUUUGUCUAGUGGAUCAGUGGAAUCAGCAUAUGUGAAGGAACAUGUUCAGGCAGCUUAUUUGAUGUGUAAAGACUUUGUGAACGUAACAGCCUGCCAGAUCCUGAGUAACCUGUGCGUCCUGUCGUGGUACAGGUAUGAUGACUCGCCUGGGACGACCACUACCUGUAACCUGUACAGACAGAUCCUAACGGACACUCAGAAAGACUACAUUCCUUGGCUUUAUUAUUCACAAGAGGGGAACCGGGUUCUGGACGAUGACAAACUGACAACAGAGUACACAUUCUCUCCAGCUUCUCUGCUGGAGUAUCGAGUGGGGAGGUACACUCUGAACGGGACUUACCUGGGAAUAUCACCUGUGACAGGCGGUCUACUACAGCUGUGCUCUGAUACAACCUCGAGACUCAAUGCUGCCUACACAUUUGGAACUUAUUAUGAACAAACUUGUUCCAUUCCUGCCAUAGAACUAUGGGACACCAAGACUUAUCAGAUGGAAUUCUAUGAUUUGUAUAUUGAGUUUACAAGAUUUGGAGAACAACAGUUGUAUUCAGCCCCGGUGAAGAUCAACAAUCUUGAGGUUAACAGAGGGGAUACUGACAAUAGAGGCACAGACUCGCAGAAAUGGACUCUGAGUCGCAGAUUUUUCAUGGUGGAUAACGUGGUUUCCACAGGAACAGAUACAACUGGAGGUGCAGCAACAUCCACCCUGCCUCAGUACGUGAGAUAUGCCAAGGACAUUGAGAUCUCUGUCACACUGGAUAGUACUUUGGGAAAUGGACGUAUCUUUCCUCCCUUGAUGACUAUCACCUAUGACCAAGUAUCACUGGCGAAUGCACAGGCCGGGGCCACCAUUACUCCCACCUUCAAAGUAAAAUACAGCAUGUCAUUAGUUGCUUACCUAAAGGACUUCCAGAUUGCUGUGGGAACACUUUCUACUCUUGGUGUAAUUUUCGCUGGAUAUAAAACAUGGGCGUGGUCCAAGAGAGCUGGACGAUUGGCCAUUGACUUUGCAGCCAUUGUCAAUUUUAUAUUUUUCGUCAGUGGAGUUUUAUCCAAUGUUUUCUUUGUCAUCACCUUUGGAAUAGCUUUCUACUUUUUCAUCUUUUACAAGAGACAGAGUGUUGUGUAUCUCUUCUUGUUGGAGGGGAGCUACUAUGAGGAAUGGCUGGGUCUCUUUGGGUCAGCCUUUGCACUUAAAUGUCUACAAGUGGCUCACAUGGUGGCAACACAAUGCACAGUUGAUAUUUUUUUUAUCGAUUGGGAAAAACCAAAGGGCACACUCGGUAUCAAAGCGGAUGGCAGCAAGAAAGAGAACCCAGUAUCCAUUUGGAGGACAUACUUUGCAGCCAAUGAGUGGAAUGAGAUUCAAACGUGUAGAAAAAUCAACCAUAUAUUCCAGAUCUUUGCUGUAGUUUUCUUCCUGAAUUAUGUAGGUUUUGAAAACACUGCAACUAAAGACCCGAAUGGCCAAGUGGUGAAGAGUUCUGGUGACUACCAGGCUCCCUCUGACCCGAUGUUUAGAUAUGCUAUAGCGGCGUUGGUGUAUCUACUUGUUGCGUUUGUACAGUGGUUAUUUUUCACACUGUUCUACGAGCGGUUCUUUGAGGACAAGGUUCGGGACUUUGUGGAUCUGUGCUCUAUGGCCAACAUAAGUGUUUUUAUCAUGCACCAAGCUCAGUACGGCUACUACAUCCAUGGCCGCUCCGUGUAUGGCAAGGCAGACACAAACAUGAAGGAAAUGUUUGAAAUGAUGAAGAAAGAGGAGAAAGACCUUGUGGGCCAAAGAGGGCUUCUUCCAAAUACAGAGCAGCAGACAUUUGUAAUGACACUUCCAAGGAAACUUCGUCUGAAGUAUGAGGAAGUUCUCUUGGCUGUAGCACUAGAGAGUGCUGCAGGGCCUCAAGCAGGGAAAGAGAAAGGUGGACUCACUGAAAAACAAGUGGAGGCCUACAAUAUCAUCAAUAAAUUCCUGUCCACCUUUAUUGAUCAUUCCCUGAAGAGUCUGGACUACCAGAUUCGAGACAAGACACUGUUGGAGAGCAUCAUGGACACCGAGUUUCUGGAUGCUUCAGAAAAAGGAUAUUUUUACAAUGAUAAUGGACACUCGUUUGACCAGUGCCUGUUCUAUGGGAAUGAGAUGACUCUCCUCCUCUUUGACACACUACUAUUCUGUAUCGUAGAUCUCAUCGCCAAAAAUUUUGUGUUGGCAGGAAUCAUCACAUAUAUAAUAAUAGAGAUUGUUGCAUUAAUACGAGAUCAUGGAGGAAGGAAGAAUUUGGCUAAGAAAACACUAGUGGAUGAACGGUUCCUGAUAUAGUGCUACAUGUUGCAAUCUCAGCUAUGUUUGGGAUACAUUCAUGUAUACAGCGAAACCAAUCAUGACUGUCUAUGGGAACAUUCCAUUCAUUUGUGCCGUUAUUUUUACAUGUAUUUAUUUUUAUAUUAUUUUGGUAUGCUAGAAAUCUCAGACUAACCCGUCCAUAAUGAUGUUAUAUACGGUAAUGAAGUUAUACCAUAUUUGAUAUUUAUAAGUUAGUGACACUUUGUACCGUCCAUCAGUUGUUUUUAUAAAAAGAAACUACAUGAUAUUUUUACAUACUUUAAAUGAUUUGUCACACUUGAUGCUAUGACUAGAUUUGUUGAUGGUGAUUAUUUAUUAUUCAAGUUGAUUGAUUGUAUUGAAUGAAUUAUUGUAUAACUGUAACUGUUAUACUUAAAUUAAAGAAACAAAAUGAAGAUAGGAAUAAAUAAUAUGAUCACGCUC